AUGGCAACGGCGGCGGCUUCUUCAAUCUGCCGACACCACCCGCCGAUAACCCCUUCUACCUCAGUUCACUCCAAUAAGCUCAACACCGUCUUCCGCUUCAAUCACCGGAAAGAAAGAAAUGCGCUUAUCCUCCGCUGCUCCCUCCGCCGCCACCGACCGGAGUAUAUCCCCCACCAUAUUCCUGACCCUAAGUAUGUGCGUAUCUUCGACACCACACUGCGUGACGGCGAACAGUCUCCCGGCGCCACAAUGACCACCAAGGAGAAGCUCGACAUCGCUCGCCAGCUUGCCAGGCUUGGCGUGGAUAUUAUCGAGGCGGGAUUCCCUGCCUCCUCCGAGGCUGAUUUCGAGGCUGUGAAAUUGAUUGCCCGGGAGGUAGGAAAUGUUGAUUCCGGUGAUGGCGAUGGUCAGAAGGUGCACGUGCCGGUUAUAUGCGGUUUGGCUAGGUGUAACAAGAAGGAUAUUGAGAAGGCAUGGGAGGCUGUGAAGUGGGCAAAGAAGCCCAGGAUUCACACGUUCAUUGCCACCAGUGAAAUCCAUAUGAAGUACAAAUUGAAGAUGACGCCCGAGGAGGUGAUUGAGAAGGCAAGGAGCAUGGUGGCUCAUGCAAGGAGCUUGGGGUGUAAUGAUGUUGAAUUUAGCCCCGAAGAUGCUGGAAGAUCUGACAGAGAGUUUCUUUACCAAAUUCUGGGAGAGGUUAUCAAGGCUGGGGCAACAACCCUUAACAUCCCUGAUACAGUAGGCUACACUUUGCCUACUGAAUUUGGUCAGCUGAUUGCUGACCUAAAAGCCAAUACUCCUGACAUUGAGAAUGUAAUUAUUUCUACACACUGUCAGAAUGACCUGGGACUUUCUACUGCUAAUACUUUAGAGGGGGCACGUGCUGGUGCAAGGCAAGUAGAGGUGACCGUCAAUGGCAUUGGUGAAAGAGCUGGUAAUGCCUCAUUAGAGGAGGUUGUAAUGGCCUUAAAAUGCCGUGGAGAGCAAGUACUAAAUGGUCUUUAUACAGGGAUUAAUACAAAACAUAUUGUUAUGGCUAGCAAGAUGGUAGAAGAAUAUAGUGGGCUGCGUGUGCAGCCACACAAAGCAAUUGUUGGAGCCAAUGCCUUUGCUCAUGAGAGUGGCAUCCAUCAGGACGGAAUGCUUAAACAUAAGAACACAUAUGAGAUUAUAUCUCCUGAAGAUAUUGGGCUUCUUCGUUCUAACGAAUCUGGUAUCGUCCUUGGAAAACUGAGUGGACGCCAUGCUUUGAAAGCCAAAAUGUUGGAGCUUGGAUAUGACAUUGAUGGAAAUAAACUUGACGAUCUGUUUACACGUUUCAAAGCUGUUGCAGGAAACAAAAAGAAUAUCACUGAUGAUGACCUCAUAGCCCUGGUGUCAGAUGAAGUUUUCCAGCCACAAGAAGUUUGGAAACUUGGAGAUGUACAGGUUACAUGUGGAACGCUUGGCCUUUCUACGGCAACAGUGAAACUCAUUGAUGAUAAUGGUGAAGAACAUAUUGCUUGUUCUGUUGGAACUGGACCAGUUGAUGCAGCAUAUAAGGCGGUUGAUCUUAUUGUAAAGGUUCCUGUGACACUCGUGGAUUAUUCCAUGAAUGCAGUCACUGAAGGUAUUGAUGCUAUAGCCACCACUAGAGUUCAAAUUCGAGGACAUGACUGCAUCACUACGACCCAUGCUUCUACGGGAAAAUCUGUGGAUCGUGCAUUCAGCGGCACUGGAGCAGCAAUGGAUAUAGUCAUCUCGAGUGUGCGCGCCUAUAUUGGUGCGUUGAAUAAGCUUCUUGGAUUCAAUAACCGACUGAGAACUCAGGAUCCUUCUGCAAAGGUCAGUGCUGUUUGGGGAUGA
Molecule: messenger RNA, 1845 nt
Organism: Fraxinus pennsylvanica
Lineage: Eukaryota; Viridiplantae; Streptophyta; Magnoliopsida; Lamiales; Oleaceae
Source: the annotation of a GenBank genome assembly